This is a messenger RNA of Heterobasidion irregulare TC 32-1, 1524 nucleotides long. RefSeq lists its product as uncharacterized. Gene Ontology annotation, cellular component: membrane; oligosaccharyltransferase complex. Bases 1 to 1467 code for a protein of 488 amino acids. The transcript is spliced from 6 exons. The record is from RefSeq and is a predicted model, not a curated record. Lineage: Eukaryota; Fungi; Basidiomycota; Agaricomycetes; Russulales; Bondarzewiaceae.
AUGACCGUGCGCUGGCGUUGUCUACCUCUCGUUCUCCUUGGUCUCCUCCCCCAAUCCUUCGUCUCUGCCGCCCACUCUUUCGAAAAUGUCGCCAUCGUACGCACCGUAGAGCUCGGGGGCUCCCUGGUCCACGUCACGACCACCUAUGCGAUCAAGGCACUCGAAAAUGGGUCGCAGAAAUACACCAUUACGCUAGGGGAAGAUGAAUGGGACAAAUCGAGCUGGUUGGAAGCGAAGAUUAAGGGUCAGAACACGCCGUUGAAUGUGGAGGCGCUUCAGCUUGGUCCGACAGAUGGUGUGUACUCCUACACGGUUGAGCUGCCCAAGCCUUUGAAUGUGAACGGGACAACAAAUCUUGUCAUUGAGACGGUGCAGACACACGCGACCUACCCUUGGCCGCAGCAGGCGUCUCAGAAAGACGACCAAGCUCUGAAGUACGAGACAGACCUAUUCAUCCUUAGCCCUUACAAGACUGCCACCCAGAGAGCUAAAGUCCGCGCUCCAGCACCCCGCAUUAUCUCAUUCUCGACUCCCGAGGGUGUUGACCAAUUCGCCACUGACAGUGUUGCAACGAAGUCUGGAGCAACGGUUACUUAUGGACCGUUCACACAUAUCCCGGAAUCCGCAAAUCUCGAGUUCAUCAAGUCACACCAGAAACGUUUGACUGUGCACUAUUACUACGAGUACCCGGUCUUGGAAAUCACCAAGCUCGAGCGUGCUGCUGAAAUCAGCCAUUGGGGAGCUAACCUGAAUAUCAACAACGACAUUCAACUCCACAAUGCGGGACCUGCGCUGAAGAACCAAUUCUCUCGUCUCGAGCACCAGAGUCAAUCAUUCUUCGGAAAAAUCUCUGCCCACAUCCUUCCCUCACUGACGGUCCACCUUCCCCCUGGUAUCCACUCUGCCUACUACUACGACCUCAACGGCAAUGUCUCCACCUCGCGCCUCCGGCCCGCCCCUUCCGUUCCCAAGGCUUCGCAAGCCAAUCAGUACAGCGUAAUGGAGCUCCGUCCCAGAUACCCCCUCAUGGGUGGAUGGAAUUUUACCUUUACUCUAGGGUGGGAUUCACCGCUUCGUGAUUCCGCAGGCUAUGAUAGCCAGACGGGGAAGUAUAUUGUCGGAGUCCCUGUGCAUACCUUCAUACCUGGCGCCGUCGUCAAUCAGGCCGAGGUCAAGAUCAUCUUCCCUGAAGGGGCGACUGAUAUCGAGGUCUUCCCUCCCUUCGCUGCGUUGACACAAAAUAUCUCAACUCACGUCACGUACCUGGACACCGUCGGGCGGCCCGCGGUCACCUUCACAUACGAAAACCUCACGGACAAGCACACGGGCAUUAUUUUCGCAUCAUACAAGGUACCGUUCUCGGCUCACUUAAAGAAGCCAAAGGCUGUAGCUACCGCAUUCCUGGGACUGUUCGCCUUCGCGUUGGCCGCUCGUCGGGUCGACCUCCGUCUCACCAAGACGGUAUAAUAUGUAACCGUAUUUAUUGUUCGAGACAUGCGCGGAAUGGAAGUUCAUUCGAACUUG